Molecule: messenger RNA, 2760 nt
Organism: Mastomys coucha (southern multimammate mouse)
Lineage: Eukaryota; Metazoa; Chordata; Mammalia; Rodentia; Muridae
Product: zinc finger protein 54-like
Exons: 4
Coding region: 437-2608 (723 amino acids)
Biological process (GO): regulation of DNA-templated transcription
Source: RefSeq, a predicted model, not a curated record
CAUCACAGCAGGAGGAGAGAGCAAGAUUAGAAGGAGAAUGCAGAGCAGAACAACUUACAAAUUAUAAGGCAACUUAAAAGAUUAAGAAAACAAUAUGUAGAAUACAGAGGGAAAGAGGAAAAAAGAAGAAUCUUCAGAGAGAGCAGAAAGAGCAAGCAGGCUUUUCCAUACCAUGGAACAGAACAGGUCUUUUCUUGAGAGCUAAGCUGGCUUAGUCUUACUAAAGAGAGCCAAGCUUUCUUCUUACAGACUUGGGCUCAAUUCACUUAGCAAUAGCCUUUUCUUUCUCUGUAUAAAGACUGAAGCUCAUUUUUCAUCCAGAAUGAGUGAGUUCUUUCUGCACUGGUGCUUUGUCUUUUGCUCCAUAUGCAUAUAACCACAAUCUGGCUAUUCAUUGUUAUUCAAAGAGAAAAUCAAAGAAGAGAAACAGGAAGAAAUGGCUGAUUCUCCAGUAAACAUGUCCCAGGGUCUAUUGACAUUCCGAGAUGUGGCUGUGGACUUCUCUCAAGAGGAAUGGGAAUGCCUGGACUCUUCUCAGAAGGUUUUGUACAUUGAUGUGAUGGUGGAGAAUUACAGCAACCUGGUCUCUGUGGAGAACUACUACAUAUGUGAUACUGUCUCUCAACCUGUGAGGACUGAAAAGGAGUCUUGUCAGUGUAAUGAGCUUGGUGAAAUGCUUCAUGAACCCUCCAACUGUACGCUUUAUAAAAGAGGUAACACUACAGAAACCUCUAAUAACUACAGAUGCUGUAAGGACAAGGAUGCCUCUGUUGACUCAUCACACCCAGAUAGACACAAAAGAAUGCAUACUGGAGAAGACCCUUGCCAAUCUAGAGACUGUGAGAAAUCUUUCAAUUUGUGUUACAACAUUAGGCAAGAUCAAAGACUCUACCCUGCAAAGAAAGAACACAAGCAGGAUGAAUAUGAUGACCAUUUCAGCUCUACACACAGUCUCAUGCAACAGACAGUUGAUGUGGAAGAAAAACCAUAUCAGUGUGGGCACUGCAGGAAAUACUUCAGUACCACCUCAUGCCUCAGUAUACAUCAGAGAAUUCUUACUGGAGAGAAACCCAACAAGUGCAAUAUUUGUGACAAAUCCUUUAAUCAGUGGUCAAGUCUUAAAACAGAUCAAACAUUUCAUGCUGCAAAGAAACCAUUCAAAUGCAAGGAAUGUGAAAAGUCAUUUGUGCAGGUAUCUGCACUUAAAAGCCAUCAGAGAAGGCAUACUGGAGAGAAGCCUUACAAAUGUAAGGAGUGUGACAGAUCCUUUGCCCACUGUGCAUCAUUAAGAUGGCAUCAGAAAAUUCAUUCUCCUGAGACACAUUAUGAAUGCAAAGAAUGUGGUAAGUCCGUUUUUGAAUUAUCAGAUCUCAAAAUGCAUUACAGAAUCCAUACUGGCGAAAAGCCUUACAGAUAUGAGGUAUGUGAUACAUCUAUUACUGUGAAUUCAACUCUUAAAACUCGCCAGAAAAUUCAUACUGGAGAGAAACCUUACAGAUAUAGGGAAUGUGACAAAUCUAUUACCAAGUGCUCAUAUCUUAGAACAUAUCAGAGAGUUCAUACUGGAAAGAGACGGUAUAGAUGUACAAAAUGUGAUAAAUCUUUUACUAAUCACCCAAAUCUUAGGCAACAUCAGAAAAUUCAUACUGGAGAGAAACCUCCCAAGUGCAAAGAUUGUGAUAAAUCCUUUCUUCAGAUUUCUAGUGUUAGAAUACAUCCGAAAAUUCAUGCUGGAGAGAGAUGUUAUAGGUGUAAGGAAUGUAGCAGAUCUUUUACCUGGUUCUCAAAUCUUAGAGUCCAUCAGAGAGUUCAUACUGGCGAGAGACCUUACAGAUGUAAGGAGUGUGGCAAGUCUUUUACUACAGGCUCAAAUCUUAGAAUACAUCAGAAAAUUCAUACUGGGGAGAAACCUUACAAAUGCAAAGACUGUGACAUAUCCUUUAUGUGGAUUUCAAAUCUAAGAACACAUCAGAAAAUUCAUUCUGGUGAGAAACCUCACAAAUGUAAGGUAUGUAACAAAUCUUUUACUAGGUGUUCAUAUCUUAGAGACCAUCAGAAAAUUCAUACUGGAGAGAAACUUUACAAAUGCAAAGACUGUGACAUAUCCUUUAUGUGGACUUCAAGUCUUAGAAGACAUCAGAAAAUUCAUACUGGAGAAAAACCUUACAAAUGUAGAGAAUGUGAGAAAUCAUUUACUCAGUGCUCGACUCUAAGAGACCAUCAGAAAAUUCAUACUGGAGAGAAACCUUACAAAUGCAAAGACUGUGACAUAUCCUUUAUGUGGAUUUCAAGUCUUAGAAGACAUCAGAAAAUUCAUACAGGAGAGAAACCUUACAAAUGCAAAGACUGUGACAUAUCAUUUCUGUGGAUUUCAAAUCUUAAAACACAUCAGAAAAUUCAUACUGGAGAAAAACCUUACAAAUGUCAGGAAUGUAACAAAUCUUUUACUCGGCACUCCUAUCUUAGAGUCCAUCAGAAAACUCAUACUGGAGAGAAACCUUACAAAUGUAAAGACUGUGACAUAUCCUUUAUGUGGAUUUCGAAUCUUAGAAGACAUCAGAAAAUUCAUACAGGAGAAAAACAUACCGUUGUAAAUAAUGUGACAUAAUAUUUAUUGGGUAUUCUCUGCUUGCAAAUCACAGGGAGAUAAGUGAUCGAAACAUAAAGAUAACAUAACAAGAUUGUUAAAGCCUUUAAUGAAUAUUGAAAUCUUACAAAAUGCAUCAGAGUUUAUAUUAAAAUAAAAUUCUGCAAAUGUAA